GCGGGUCCGAAUUUAGACUUAGCCUGGCUGUUUCUCUAAUAAGUUGCAUAACAGCAGAGCAUCGAAUGCUAGACAGGAUUUCUUUUUGAGUAUAGGCUUUUAAAAAAAAUGUUUGGAAAGAGCACGCGCAUCGUGUGAAUGCGACUACUUGCGGGUCGCCUCUGCAAAAAAAAGGAAGCCGGGGGAGAGAAAGGGGUGAAAGACCAGAAAGGAGAAACCGGGCUUCUGUGACUUUCCUUGGAAAGAAGCUGAUGCGCGGAUUGGAGAGAAGGCGUGAGUUUCCGAGGUUGGGUCCACCACUUCCGUCUGCAACUUGGCAAGUGUAUAACAGCCGGACGUAAGAGAGGGAACUACAUAACGACCGUCGGGUCUGACGCGGAAGGAAUCCGCGUCUCAACAUGGCGAGCUGUUGCUCGGUAACGAAGUGCAAAAACCGCCGUUGGCGUGGCGCUCACGUCACCUUUCACAGGUUCCCUCUUACGAAGGAAGAGCAGCUAAAAAAAUGGCUCAAGAACAUUGGACGCCAGAACUUUACUCCUUCCUACAACGAUGUCGUGUGUUCGGAGCAUUUCAGAAAGACGGAUUUUUGGGGGAACGUGGCUUCUGGCCGAAGGGACCUAAAGCCUGGAGCAGUCCCGUCCGUGUUUAGGCUACCCGGCCGGCCGAAGAAGGGUGCUAGAAAGGGAAUUGCUAAAAAGAGGCGGGUGCUUAUCCGGCGCAAGUUACCGGAUCCCGAGCCAAGAAAUCCAUCAGAGAUCGGCGAAAGCGACGUAGAAGCAUCUUCCUCCAAGAGUGACAUCGUAAUAUUGGAGCAUUCCUACUCAGCUCCCGCAAGCCCAGCCUCUUCUGCCCUGGACCUUCGCGUGGUUUCUACACGGGACCAAGGUGCCGCCAACUUCAAAGCAAGAAAAAGCCCUCGUCUCCUCCAGCUUAGAAAUAGAAGAGAAUGGAGCGAAAGAAUGAAGCAAAAUAUCCCGGAGGAGGCCGUAGAUAACUCAGACGUACAGUGUCGGCUUUUCCGGGAGUUCUGCUACGAGGUGGGCAAAGGCCCCCGCGAAGUUUGCAGCCGGCUCUGGGACCUUUGCCACCGGUGGCUGAAGCCAGGAAGGCACACCAAGCUGCAGAUGCUGGAGCUGGUGAUCCUGGAGCAGUUCCUGGCCAUCCUACCACAGGAGAUGCAGGACUACGUCAAGGAAGUGGGUCCGAUAAACUGCGACGAAGCGGUGGCCUUGGCCGAGGAUUACCUAGAGCAUCAGCGGGAGGAAGAGGAGGUGCCAGCGAAUUUCUCAAAGGCAAAGAAGGUUCGUUCAGCCACGAAGAUAACCAAGAAGGAGGAAGAAAACGGCACCUCGCCAGAAGAUGACAUUGUGAAAAAGAACCAGGCAGAGAGCGUUGAAAAUGAAGGCCCUAUCUCAGAAGAUGGAGUACCCCAGAAGAUUUCCUCCGUUAUUGAGGUUGCUGAAACAAGUGAGGUCUUGGAGAGCAACGACGACGGGCCAUGGUCGGACGGAGGCGAGGGUGAAGAAGCCCAAGAGGAUUCUGGGAAUCAGGAGGGAAAAGAAGUGGCCAAGAAGAGGAGGAGGAAAAUGGCAGCAGGUGACCAAAUACAGGCCAAUGAUGGCGAUACCUGUCAGGUGGAAAGAUCAGAGCAAAUGGACAUUGCUGGAAUAUCAGUGGAAGAGGCCGAAGGGAAUAGUCCACAAGUUCUGAACCUGACUGUACACGAGAGUUCUCAGGUAGGGGAGAAGCCCUAUGGAUGCUCCAAGUGUGGGGAAAGCUUCAGUCAAAAAUCGCUCCUCCUUGAACACAGAAGAUCGCAUCCGGGAGACAACCGAUACGGAUGCUCCAUGUGCGAAAAAAGGUUCAAUAAGAAAGCCCGCCUACUUGCACACGAGAGAUCUCAUACGGGGGACAAACCUUACAAGUGCUCUGACUGUGGGAAAACCUUUAGUCAAGAAGCAUCCCUCCUUACCCACCAGAGGACCCACACUGGAGAGAAACCGUAUGAAUGCCUUGAGUGUGGGAAAACCUACCCAUGGAAAACAUCCCUGGCGGUGCAUCAGAAAAUCCACGCCGGCGAGACCUACUCGUGCCCCGUGUGUGAGAAAACCUUCAAUCAGAAAUCGUUACUUCGGAUACACAAGAGGAUCCACACAGCCGAGAAACUCUACAAAUGUGCAGAUUGCGACCAGAGCUUCACCCUUGAAAAGUACCUCAAUGCUCACAGGGUGAGAGCUCACACGAGAGAGAGGCCCCACGCCUGCGCGCACUGCAGCAAAACCUUCAUUUUUAAAUAUUCUCUCAUCGAGCACCAGAGGAUGCACACGGAUGAGAGGCCCUACGAAUGCUCCGACUGCGGCAAGCGCUACAAUGGGAAAGCUGCUCUCGUGGUCCACAAAAAUACCCACGCGGGAGAGAAACCGUACCUGUGCCCGGACUGCGGCAAGCGCUUCAAAACCAAAUGUGCCUUGACCGGACACGAGAAACGCCACCGAGGAGAGAAACCGCACAAGUGCUCGCACUGUGACAAAAGCUUCUACUGGAAACAUCGCCUGGUUUUACACGAGCGCAUCCACACCGGCGAGAGGCCGUACCAGUGCCCUGAGUGCGGGAAAAGCUUCAGGUACAGAAACAACCUGACCAAACACAAAAAGAAUACGCACGAGACAAUCCGUACGGGAGAGAGGACCUAUCAGUGCUCCAUCUGCGGCAAAAGCUUCCGCUGGAGAAGGAGUUUUAUUUUGCACGAAAGAGCCCACACGGGAGAAAAGCCCUAUAAAUGCCUAGAAUGUGGGAAAAGCUUCAUGAGCCGCGUGUCCCUUAUUGUUCACAAGAGAAUCCACACAGGAGAGAGGCCCUUUCAGUGUCAGGAAUGCGGGAAAAGGUUCAUUAAAAACCAGGCCCUCAGUAAACACAAGACCGUACACACAGGGGAGAGACGAUAUUUAUGUACCGUGUGUGGAAGGAGGUUUUCUAAUAAAGGUAACCUGAUUAGACACACAAAAAUCCACACAGGAGAGAAGCCGUACACUUGUGCCACGUGUGGGAAAAGUUUCAUUCAGAAAGUGUGUCUUAUUGAACACGAGCCAACCCAUAGCAAAGAGAAGCCAUUCAUCUGCCCUGAGUGUGGGAAAAAAUUCAAACGGAAACGAGGCUUCCUUUUGCACGUAAGGACACACAGAGGAGAGAAGUCACUGAACCCCUCCAAGAAAAGUGUUAACGGCAGCGAAGCCGUUACUACAGACGCAAAAAGCCUUGCGAAAGAGAAAUGCCACCCUUGCUCGGACUGCGGCAAAAGCUUCCAUUCGAAAUGUCACCUUAUUAUGCACCAGAGAACCCACACGGGGGAGAAGCCCUAUCAGUGCACAGAGUGUGGGAAAAGCUUCAGUCAACAGUCGUCCCUCAAUACGCACCAGAGAGUCCACACGGGAGAGAAGCCGUCCUUAUGUACCGAGUGCGGGAAAAGCUUCCAUAAUAAAAGCAACCUGGCGAGGCACCAGAGGAUACACACCGGGGAGAAACCGUUCACUUGCCCAGAGUGCGGGAAAAGCUUUAACCAGAAAGCCUCCCUGGAGGCCCAUAAGGCAACCCACAGCAAAGAGAACCCUUUCUCCUGCACGGAUUGUGGGAAAACCUUCAAGCUGAAAGUGUCCCUCCUUAUCCACCAGAGAACUCACACAGGAGAGAAACCGUACGAGUGCCCCCACUGUGGGAAAAGAUUUAUUAGACGUUCCCAGCUUCGAAGGCACGAAAGGACACACACAGGUUUCGCCGCUCUCGAAGCAAAUCAGAUAAUUUUGCCCAUUUCAGAAGUGGUUACGGAAUCGAUGGAACCUACAGAGCUUUCUGUGGAGACGAUAAGUACUGCUGUGAUAAACGUGGAUGGCGAUUUAUUUCUUGUGCAAACUACUGCAUAGGCCAGAUUAUUUGCAUCGAGGAGCAAAGCUUAGGUGCCAUGAUCAAGAUUGUCUGUCAAACCUGAAACAUUCAUCAGAAUAUUCAUCUUUAUUCAUCUUACGUGUGUUAUUUUUUGUUGCACCACUCUAUGGCAAAAGGCCCUCUAUGAGUGUUUUAUUGUUAACUACAUUUUUUAAAUUAUUUUGGUAAAAUGCAAUAAUAUCUUUAAAAAUCACAAUAUAUUGCAGUAUAGAACCGGCUGACCCAACGUGGUACGCUCCAGAACAUCUGAAAUGCAAACAGAUUUGGGGAGGCUGAUAAGAGAUAAAUACAGGCAAGAAUGUAAAAAAGAAGAAGAAAUAGUUCUUCAUUUUAAAUAUUUUUUAUAUGUAUAAUUUGGUAUCAAAGAGUUUUUGGUGGAUUAAUCUUGGCCAUCAGAGUCUCUCAGUCUUAACCUUCCUUGUAGUGAAAGUGGCUGUGAGGCUAAAAUAUUGAUUGGGGAGGGGGGGCAGUAUCCUGAGCACCUUAGAAAGGCAAUACAUUAAAUAUAAUAUAUACAUACGUGCCUCCGGAAUCCUGAAAGACAGCAGAAGGAUGCUGGAUGAACUUCCUUGUGUAAAAAGUUCCAGAACUGAGAUGCCACCACCAGGAAGGCUCCGCUGCAUUUCGUACGGCACGAGGGACUCGGAAAAAGAGCCUGUUCACCUGACUGUGCAGUUACACCAAGAUAAUUCUGAUUUAUCCCCCACCUUUAUAGUUUUAACUGGAAACCAACUAAUCCAUUUAUAUGAAGCUACUACCCAUUCUGCCACCUCUAAUUGUUUCUGGUUUGAAUGUAGCCUCAUAUGUAGUAGACAAUUUCCCAGCUUUGAAUUGACCAACAUUUACCAAAAAAAAGCCUCAUUUGUAAUCAUGUCCUUUUAAGCUGUACACCUACUCCAAAUGCUUCUAAUUAUUUUUGUAUAUUGGUAAGAGUUUAUUUUGGAUUGCUGAGUAAAUAAAUAUAUGUUACCUGCA
Molecule: messenger RNA, 4914 nt
Organism: Elgaria multicarinata webbii
Lineage: Eukaryota; Metazoa; Chordata; Lepidosauria; Squamata; Anguidae
Product: zinc finger protein 585A-like
Exons: 12
Coding region: 399-3917 (1172 amino acids)
Biological process (GO): regulation of transcription by RNA polymerase II
Molecular function (GO): RNA polymerase II cis-regulatory region sequence-specific DNA binding; DNA-binding transcription factor activity
Source: RefSeq, a predicted model, not a curated record